CUGUUGGACCUAGGUGUUAGAUCGUCCCUGUUGCCUUGGAUUAUCAACUUCCUAACUAACCGCCGUCAUCGGGUCAAACUUGGAGGAAAAACGUCAGACUGGUUGCCAAUGAAUGCGGGUGUCCCCCAGGGAACUAAACUCGGUCCAAUUCUGUUUUUGGCGAUGAUAAAUGAUCUCGAUGUGAAACCACACGCAACGGAUAUUUGGAAAUUUGUGGAUGACAUAUCAACAUCUGAAAAUAUCACAAAGGGCAGCAACUCAAAGUUUCAGUUCUGUAUUGAUACUAUAAAUUCUUGGGCUUCGUGCAACCUUAUGAAACUUAACUCCAAAAAGUGCAAAGAACUACGCGUUUGCUUUCUGAGGGAAUCACCUGAUCUAUCACCAUUGUUGAUCGACGGUCAUGCGCUUGAGGUUGUGCGGUCUCAUAAAGUCCUAGGUCUGGUUAUCCAAAACGAUCUUAAAUGGAAUGCACGCAUAGAAUCAGUUGUAUCCAAGGCUUCUAAACGUUUAUAUAUCAUCCGCAUAUUACGACGAGGUGGUGUCCCUGCGGAAGACUUAUUGAGUAUAUACUUUGCCUUAAUACGAUCGGUUCUGGAGUACUGUUGUGUG
Messenger RNA from Paramuricea clavata, 609 nucleotides. The record is from the annotation of a GenBank genome assembly. NCBI's taxonomy places the organism in Eukaryota, Metazoa, Cnidaria, Anthozoa, Malacalcyonacea, Plexauridae.